AUGAAUAUUCCAGAGUGGACGAAGGAUGAGCAGUCGAUCGAAGCUGCGAAGCAGUAUGUUCGCCAAACUCGCGUUGCCGAUUUCUAUGAAAUGAUCUGUCGCAACAUUCUUUUCCAUCACCCUGCUGAUCUUCCGGGGUACUGUCUCAGCAUAGUGAAGGACAUUAUGAACGGGACGGAGAUCACUUCAGCGGCUGAUUUCCACCCAAAGAGGAUCGACGAUAACAGGUACAUACGUGACAUGGGCAUGUCCAGCUUCUUAGAUGCAUGGAUUCUGGCGCUGCUUCGGGAACGCCCCAGCUCUGACCUGGAUCGGAUGGAGUUUCACAAGCGAUAUCUGGAGGGGCUUCAGAGCGAGCCGGGCACCGGUAGAUAG
Molecule: messenger RNA, 375 nt
Organism: Leishmania mexicana MHOM/GT/2001/U1103
Lineage: Eukaryota; Euglenozoa; Kinetoplastea; Trypanosomatida; Trypanosomatidae
Exons: 1
Coding region: 1-375 (124 amino acids)
Source: RefSeq, a predicted model, not a curated record